CAGCAGCGCCAUUCUAAAACUGCAGCAGAAUCCAAAAUGGCAGGAGCUGAUGGAGACGACUCUCUAUAUCCUAUCGCCGUUCUUAUUGAUGAACUGCGAAAUGAAGACGUUCAGUUACGUCUUAACAGCAUCAAGAAGCUGUCCACAAUCGCUUUAGCUCUUGGUGUAGAGAGGACUCGAACCGAACUUCUUCCUUUCCUCACAGACACCAUCUAUGAUGAGGAUGAGGUGCUCCUGGCAUUGGCAGAGCAGCUUGGUAAUUUCACCAUGUUGGUGGGAGGCCCAGAGUACGUCCACUGUCUCUUGCCUCCUCUGGAGAGUCUUGCUACAGUGGAAGAGACGGUGGUCAGAGACAAAGCUGUGGAAUCCCUACGAAAGAUUUCUCAGGAGCACUCUCCAGUUGACCUGGAAGUUCAUUUUGAGCCUUUAGUCAAACGACUGGCCAGCGGUGACUGGUUCACCUCUCGCACAUCAGCCUGUGGCCUCUUUAGUGUGUGUUAUCCUCGUGUCUCCAGCACUGUUAAGGCUGAAAUUCGCCAGCAUUUUCGCACCUUGUGCUCUGACGAUACUCCUAUGGUGCGUCGUGCUGCAGCGUCCAAACUGGGAGAGUUUGCCAAAGUCUUGGAGUUGGAUUAUGUAAAAACAGACAUAAUUCCUCUCUUCACUGCUUUGGCCUCAGAUGAGCAGGACUCAGUGCGGCUGCUUGCGGUGGAGGCCUGUGUCAGUAUUGCAACUCUCUUGCCUCAAGAAGAUCUGGAGACGCUUGUAAUGCCAACUUUGCGCCAGGCUGCAGAAGAUAAAUCCUGGAGGGUCCGUUACAUGGUGGCUGACAAAUUUUCCGAGCUCCAGAAAGCAGUCGGGCCAGAGAUUACUAAGAACGACCUGGUCCCAGCUUUCCAAAACCUUCUGAAAGACUGUGAAGCCGAGGUCCGGGCUGCUGCUGCUAACAAAGUCAAAGAAUUCUGUGAGAACCUCCCAGAGGACAAUCGUGAACAAAUCAUCAUGACUCACAUUCUGCCCUGUGUCAAGGAACUCGUUUCAGACACCAACCAGCAUGUGAAGUCUGCUCUGGCCUCCGUCAUUAUGGGCCUGUCCACCAUCCUAGGAAAGGAUAACACAAUAGAGCACUUACUGCCUCUCUUCCUGACUCAGCUUAAGGACGAGUGCCCUGAGGUGCGUCUCAACAUCAUCUCCAACCUGGACUGCGUGAACGAGGUGAUUGGCAUCCGUCAGCUCUCCCAGUCACUGCUGCCAGCUAUUGUCGAGCUGGCUGAAGAUGCAAAGUGGAGGGUCCGCCUGGCCAUCAUAGAGUACAUGCCUUUGUUGGCAGGACAGCUGGGAGUGGAAUUCUUUGAUGAGAAGCUCAACACCCUUUGUAUGGCCUGGCUUAUUGAUCAUGUGUAUGCCAUCCGUGAAGCAGCCACCUCUAACUUAACAAAGCUCGUAGAGAAGUUCGGAGCGGAGUGGGCGCAGAACACCAUUGUGCCCAAAGUGCUGGGAAUGGCUAACGACCCCAAUUACCUCCACAGGAUGACCACUCUGUUCUGUAUCAACGCUUUGUCUGAGGCUUGUGGUCAGGAUAUCACCACCAAACAGAUGCUUCCAGUGGUCCUAAAGAUGUCCAACGAUCAGGUGGCCAAUGUGCGGUUCAAUGUGGCCAAGUCUCUUCAAAAAAUCGGACCGGUCCUGGACAGCAACGCCCUUCAAACAGAAGUGAAGCCAGUGCUGGAGAAGCUUGCCUCCGACUCGGACAUGGAUGUCAAGUACUUUGCCCAGGAGGCCAUAAGUGUUCUGGCCUUGGCAUAAUCAACCCAACAUGUCUAAACCAGAGAACCCCCCAGAAACAACAGUUCUCCAAUAUAUUUAUUGAUGUUCAGGAACACCUGGUUAUUGUAUAGAAAAUGCCCCGCCCCCCUCCCCCACACAACUUCUUUUUUUUUUUUUUUACUUCCAUGUCUAGUCAUUCAGCACAGGCUUCUUUGUCCACUCUCUUUGCUGUAAAUUGGAGCUUUUAUUCGAGCAAAGUAUGAUUUAAAAUCAAGUGGUGCAUGUUGAUUAGUGUGCUGCUGUACUCGCUAGACAUCUCUAACCAGAACCCUUUUCACAUUCCUCCCCUCCUUUACCUCUCCCUCUAACCCACUGUUGUUCCUAAGCUUUGCUGCAAACUGUGUGUGUUUGAGCAGGACCCUGUUCUGCUGGACUUCCCUCUGUUGGAUGGAAACGUUUGGCUGCAGCUGGUGCAACAAGCUAAAAGCAAACACUUUGAUAAGCUUCCUCCUAAUUCAGCCCUUCGACUGAACUCUGUCCCCAGAGGUACAGAUGUUGCUCUUCACAGAAGUGAUUGAAACAUCUGUGUAGGUCGAUUAGUUUUUGUUUGUUUUUUUUUUCCCACCAGACCAAACCCGUUGUUUCCUAAAUGCUUUAUAGGAUCGAAUUGUACAAAUCCCUGAGAAAGAACGGUGUACUCCUCGGCCUCACGCAGUGUACUUUCCCAUGUCCAUCCACCAGACCGUCAUGUCCUCCUGCACUGCUUGUUCCCUGCAGUGGCACACAUUGGUGAAACAGAAGAUGUGUAAUGGGGACCAGCCCAGUUUAGCAAUUACUCAUAAUUACCUCUCAUCUAAAUCCUGAUGGUUUUGUUGAUGAACCAGAGUGGAAAGCAGUAGUCGGUUAUGAUUUUCAGCUUAAUGUUGGCGUCGCUCUUAAUCAUUGUGCUAACGAUUUUGAGAAGUACUUUUUUGUUGUUGUUUUUGUUUUUUUAAGUCUGCCUCGAUUGUUUUGGUCCUGCCUUGUUGUGUAAAGUGACAGCAUUCUGUUUAACGCUGCGUAAAACUAAACUAAGAACAGCUACUAGAAUAAAACCAUAAAACUGUUCCACUCCAUUUUUGUUCUCAAUUCUUGCCGAGUUCUGGGAUGAGGAAGUGUCGAAGCACGAGGCUCCUCCUCGACAAACCUUUGAGCAGGUGGAGAUGCGUGCCGUCAAAGAACGAUUGGGAGCUGGAAUGUACAUAAAACUUGAUUGUGUUUUAUUUUGGGGGUGGGAGCUGAGAGCGCUUAUAGGACGGGCUGUGUUGAUAGAAAUGUUUCUUUCCCCGAACAACUCCUACUCCUCUUCCCUCCUCCUGUUCUCUCAAGUAAACCUUGAUGGUUGAUUGUUCUGUAUCACAAACUGCUUUGAUUUGUAUUUUGAGUUCUGUUUCCAGUUGCUCUGCUGUACCUCGAUCCAAAUAAAGUAACACAAACGA
Molecule: messenger RNA, 3245 nt
Organism: Nematolebias whitei (Rio pearlfish)
Lineage: Eukaryota; Metazoa; Chordata; Actinopteri; Cyprinodontiformes; Rivulidae
Gene: ppp2r1bb
Product: protein phosphatase 2, regulatory subunit A, beta b
Exons: 15
Coding region: 37-1806 (589 amino acids)
Biological process (GO): protein dephosphorylation
Cellular component (GO): cytoplasm; protein phosphatase type 2A complex
Molecular function (GO): protein binding; protein phosphatase regulator activity
Source: RefSeq, a predicted model, not a curated record